This is a messenger RNA of Mugil cephalus (flathead mullet), 3106 nucleotides long. It is a transcript of the gene enox1, whose product is annotated as ecto-NOX disulfide-thiol exchanger 1. Lineage: Eukaryota; Metazoa; Chordata; Actinopteri; Mugiliformes; Mugilidae. Gene Ontology annotation, cellular component: external side of plasma membrane; plasma membrane. The record is from RefSeq and is a predicted model, not a curated record. Gene Ontology annotation, molecular function: protein-disulfide reductase activity; RNA binding. The transcript is spliced from 16 exons. Gene Ontology annotation, biological process: ultradian rhythm. The coding region runs from base 369 to 2261 and encodes 630 amino acids.
CUCGUGCACGUCUCUCUCUGCCUCGGUGACGCGCCCCGGGUUCCGUCCUACCGGAGGACGCUCAGAGAUGCAGCAGAGCGCCUGAGAGGAGACAUACGCGCGGAUUAUCGUCUCCAGCUUCUCCAGCGCCGGGAUUUACCGCGCAUCCACCGCAUCCGUCGCGUCCUUCCUCCGCGGGACCGAGCCGUCUGACCCGGGACCAGGAGACGUGAGCUGCUGCAAGUCAACAAAGUGGAAACUGAUGGUGGCUGAAACUGGAUGAACCUGUCUGCCCACUUAGCCGUCGAUCCACACGUCCAUCCCUCCAUCAGCCAGAGGAAGGAUCUGAUGACAGGACUGCAGAGACAGGAGACAAAGAACCACCUGCCAUGGCCAGCGCAGCUGAUGGUGUAGGCAGUCUGGGUGCAGAGCAGAACCACCUGAGCGUCCCUGUCGCUGACCACGGAGCCUGGGCCACGGCCAUGAACAACCUGGGCAUCAUGCCUGUGGGUAUUAACGGGCAGCAGCUGGUUUCAGACACUUUGUGCAUCCAGAGAUUCGACCCCGGGCUGGGCCUCAUCGCGCCCUUAAACCCCAUGAUGACGGGCAUCAGCCUGGUCCCUCCUCCACCUCUUCCUCCCGACAUGCCCGUCAUCAAGGAGAUCAUUCAUUGCAAGAGCUGCACUCUUUUCCCUCAGAACCCAAACUUGCCCCCUCCAUCAACACGGGAGCGACCCCCUGGCUGUAAGACGGUUUUCGUCGGAGGUCUUCCAGAGAACGCCACAGAGGAGAUCAUCAGGGAGGUGUUCGACCAGUGCGGAGAGAUCAUCGCCAUCCGCAAGAGCAAGAAGAACUUCUGCCACAUCCGCUUUAGCGAGGAGUUCAUGGUGGACAAGGCUCUUUACCUGUCAGGGUAUCGGAUGCGAAUCGGAUCCAGCACAGAUAAGAAGGACUCGGGGAGGGUCCACGUGGACUUUGCCCAGGCCAGAGACGACCUGUAUGAGUGGGAGUGUAAACAGAGGUUGCUGGCCAGAGAGGAAAGACACCGGCGAAAGAUCCACGAGGACCGGCUGCGUCCGCCGUCUCCUCCACCCAUCGUCCACUACUCUGAACAUGAGGCGACAGUGUUAGCUGACAGACUGAAAGAUGACCACAAGUUCAGCGACGCCACGGCGGUGCUGUUCACCUGGAUCGACCGGGGCGAGGUCAACCGUCGCACCGCCAAUCACUUCUACUCCAUGAUCCAGUCGGCCAACAGCCACGUCCGCCGGCUCAUGAGCGAGAAAGCUCAGCACGAGGAGGAGAUGGAGCGAGCCAAGGAGGCCUUCAAGAACGCCCUGAUGGCCAUCCUCACACAGUUCGAGCAGAUCACCGCCGUUUUCACCGCCGCCACCAGGCAAAAGGCAUGGGACCAUUUCUCAAAAGCACAGCGCAAGAACAUAGACAUUUGGCGCAAGCAGUGUGAGGAGCUGAGAAACGCCCACAGCGAAGAGAUCAUGGGCAUCCGACGGGAGGAGGAGAUGGAGAUGUCGGACGACGACUCGGACGAAAAUCCUUGCAAGAGGAUGCGCACUGAGGAAAAUGGAGGGUGCGAUCAGACUCAGGCGUCUCUGAAGGAGGAGAACGACUCCCUGCGUUGGCAGCUGGACGCCUACAGGAACGAGGUGGAGCUCCUGAGGAAGGAGCAGUGCAGAACGAACCGCCCCGACGACGAUCACCUGCAGACACAUUCACACGUUCACAGUCCAGAGGCUCAGAUCCAGCUGCUGCAGCAGAGCAUGCACAACAUGCAGCAGCAACUCCUGACUCUGCAGGAGAAGCUGACGAGUAAAGAAGCCGAGCUGGAGCAGGCGAGAGAGGAGCAUCGCUACCUGGAGGGGGAGGUGCUCGGCCUCCGAGACAAGCUGCUGAGCAGUAAUGGUGAAGCUGUGGAAGGGACCAAUGGAGAGAUACACGAAAAGGGGAUCAACGGGUGUGUUCCUUCACUGUACCACAGCAGAGACAGGAGGAGCGAGGUCAUCAAGAGAGGAGGAGUCGCCUCAGAAAAAGAGGCCCUGCUUCUGGGCAUCAUAUCGACGUUCCUCCACGUGCAUCCAUUUGGGGCCAACCUGGAGUAUCUGUGGUCGUACAUACAAAGACUGGACUCAAAGGUAUCAGCGGGGGAGCUGGAGCGCCUCAUGGUCCGUCUGCCCACCAUGUUCAGGCAGGAGCUGAGCGGCGUCGGAGCGACUCUGGAGAAACGGUGGAAGUUCUGCGGCUUCGACAGCCUCAGCUCGGCGUGACGCAGGGACGACGCACGCACACACUGGGCAGACACAGCAACGUGAAAAGACAGUGUAACAGACCCUUAAUGUGUGUGUGCGUGUGUGUGUUCUUCACACUUUCACAGCAGCGUUGGAUUAUAUGGAUGAUGUUCACCCAAGCAGACACUGGAAACCGGACAACUGCAUGUUGGGUCAAGAUGAAAACUUUUGCAGAUUCGUAUCUCUGUGAACUGCAGCGGGUUUUUAGAGACUGGGUGCUACAUCAGUCCUGAAGACACUCCGCGUAUCUCGGCUUUGAACUGAACCGUGGCACUUGGUGACCUUCUUAGCUCCACUCAGCAGCAGAGGGAGUAAAAAGUUCCACCAAAGUUAAUCUUGUCCAGAAACUGGUGCAUUCUUACUUUCUAGUGGGCUCCCUGUGGCACGAUGGGACAUACACAGUUAGGUCAGUGACACUCGGUUUACAAGGAGUUUACACUCGACUAUAAAUCUGCCAUCUGAAUUAAACACAAACUUUUCGUUAUGUUGUCUUCAAAUUUAACACUUAAGUUCUUUACCACAAAGACUAAAGUAAUGAAACAAAACAUCACGGAUUACAGAUCAUUAUUUUCUGGUUUAUUUACGGUAGAUUGAAGCAGCAACGUCUGAGGCCGAAAAGCAAUGAAGCAGAAAUGCAGUUCCUCCUAUGGCCACUAGAUGCUCGUAUGGGAACUUUAACCCCAGAGCUGUAUAUUAAAGAGAGUCUGUCCAACUCAAAUCAUGGCGCCUUGUUUGCUACAUCAGAGGUUAGAUUCUACAGUGUAACCCUGGUUGAUGUUGAAAUAAAUGUCUUAUUUUCACCAUUAACGGGCCUAUAAAUGUUA